CAGCUGGUGAUAAAUGUGUUAAUGGAAUAAGUGAAAUUAAUUGACCUACAACAGCAAAAAACAUUACGCAAAAUGUCGCUGCUUUGUAAUACCGGUGAUUGGUUUACCCUGGGGCAAGGGAAUGCAUUCAGGAAAAUAGAGCUUUAUACAAUGGACUGGCCGGCUAGCAUCAAUUUGGACAACAUGACCAUUCACGCUGCCCCAUACGGCGGCCCUAUUGCUGUUGUCAAGGAUCCGAAGUCAUUUAUCAAGCUCGAUGGGGGCAGCAGUGCUCGACCAGUGAUACGAGUGUUCAACUGCGUUGGCAAGCUGAUGUCGUCGAUAAAUUGGGAUUGCGGUAAUUUGGUAGCACUCGGAUGGUCGGACUGCGAGGAGCUCGUCGGAGUGCAGGACGACGGUACCAUCUUCAUACACGACAUGUUCGGCAACUUUGUGCACAAGUUUAGUGUCGGAAAGGACGUGGCGGAUGUAGUCGCAGCUAAAAUAUUCGCCUCCGCCUCGGGCACUGGAGUCGCAGUCAUGACGUCUGGCUUCAAAAUAUAUAUCCUGAACAACAUCAAAGAUCCUAAGUCUAGACCACUCUCCGAUCUACUGAACAUUACCAGUGCGCUUAGCGCCUGGGAGGUGGUGUGCAAGGAUCGGACAACGAGUUGCCUGCUAGCGAUGGGAAAUGAAAUCACCGUUGUGCGCCUCGGCGACAACGCCUUCGCGGCGCACAAUGUGGCGAUGAAGAGCGAAUACAAAUCGAUCGCUCUCAUGUCUGUAUCGUUCGAUCACCAGCACGUAGCGUUGCUAACUAACACCGGUUGCGUCUGGAUGGGAUCAUCCGAUCUGAAGCAGAAGUACGCCGAGUUCGCCACGGGUCGUCAAGAUAAACCGAUACAUCUGGCCUGGUGCAUCGAUGGUACGACCCAGGUCGAAUCGCAAGCCGUAAUUGUAGCCUACAUGAGCCUGAUCUUGAUCAUCGGUACGACAGGUGAGUCCAGUGUUUACACCUACGACUCACCGAUGACCCUCAUUCCGGAGAUGGACUGCGUGCGCGUACUAACCAGCAGCUGCCAUGAAUUGAUCCAGAAGGUGCCACUAAGCACGAGCAAAAUUUUUGGUAUCAACAUAUCCGAACCGGCGAGCUUUCUAUUUGAGGCGCACCGCAAAUUCCAGGAGCGAAGCCACCAGUCCGAUGAGUACCUUUGUCUCAUCCAGGGUAAGCUUUCUGCGGCGGUGGCAGACUGUGUGGAAGCGGCGGGCCACGAGUUCGAUCCGAACACGCAGAAGAGCCUCAUCCGGGCGGCCUACUUUGGCAAGAGUUUUAUAAGCGACUACAAUUCCACCGAGUACAUCCGGAUGUGCAAAACACUGAAGGUGCUGAACGUGUUGCGGGAUCGGAAUGUCGCCAUACCCAUUACGAUUCAACAAUUCAACCAUCUACAGCCAGUUGUUAUCCUAGAUCGUUUGGUUUUCCGAAAACAUUACAGCCUUUCGAUACACAUUGCCAAGUAUUUACGGUUGCAGGAGACGAGGAUUUUGGAGCACUGGGCGUUCCAGAAGAUUGCACUAGAUAAAAACGAAGACGAGGUGGCACGAAAGAUUGAGGCCAAGUUUUCCAGUGCCGAUCUGCUCGAACCUAUGUCUUUUGCGAACGUGGCCGAAAAAGCACAACAGCUGGGCAAAACUAAGCUAGCGAUCACGCUUCUCGAGCGGGAGAAAAAGAAGAAGCUACAAGUGCCGCUGCUAUUGAAGCUCGGUGCAAGCGAGAAGGCGCUGAAGGCUGCGACCGAGUCCGGCGAUAUUGAUCUCAUCUACAUGGCACUGUUGGAGAUGAAAAACACUACGGCGCUGGCGAAAUUUCACAUGACAAUUCGGAACUACUCGCUCGCGCAGAGUCUGUACAAGAAGUACUGCCAGCUGAACAGCUUGUCCACGCUGAAAGACAUUCACUCGCAGGAGGAUGACUUCUUGGCGCAGGCGGAACUGGGCCUGCGGGAGGCCCUCGCACUCGGCAACUUGGACGCGUCGAUACCGGACAUCGGUGGCAACUAUCGGCGCGCUGGCAAGGCGGCCGAAGCCGAGCUAGCCGACGAAACGAAGCGGCUGCUGAAGCACCAGAAGACGCUGCAGGACAAGUACCAUCGCGACUUUUUCGGCCUGCCACUGCACGCCCUUGUUCGUCAGCUGCUUCAGCUCGGGGACCUGCGGUACGCGGAAAAGCUGAAGAGCGAGUUCCGGAUGCCCGAGCGCCGAUUUUGCUGGCUGCGGGUGCGGACACUCGCAGAAAACUACCAGUGGGAGGAGCUGGAGCGGUUUGCGCGGGCGAAGAAGAGUGCCAUCGGUUACGAGCCGUUCGUGGAACUUUGCCUCCAGCAGCGCAACGUCGCCGAGGCGAAGAAGUAUCUGCCGCGGUGUGCCGAAGAGAACAAGCUCAAGUGGUAUCUACGCGCUGGUUGCUACGCGGACGCCGCCAACAUCGCUUUCGUGCAGAAGGAUAUCGACAGCUUGCUGAAAAUACACGACCACUGCACCAACGCCGAUCCGGCCCUACUGGCAACGGUCGAGAACAUGAUUGGUCAGCUAUCCAGCAAAAAAUAAUGAAAAUGAAGACUAGAGCAUCCGAAGAUUAAAUUUUAAUUAUUUUUAGUAAAAACACUAUCCACAAGGCUUAGGAAUUAAGUAAUGUGAUUUAAGGAUAGCAAAAGUAAACUGGAUCGCUUUCAACUUAUGGAAUAUGUAUGGAAAGCAACGGUUUAAAUAUUAUCAAAAAUCCUGUAGGUUGCAGGCUGACUUCGUAUUGUUGACAUUCUGCUUUACUUCAUGCUGC
This is a messenger RNA of Anopheles coustani, 2815 nucleotides long. RefSeq names its product vacuolar protein sorting-associated protein 16 homolog (gene Vps16A). Lineage: Eukaryota; Metazoa; Arthropoda; Insecta; Diptera; Culicidae. Bases 73 to 2586 code for a protein of 837 amino acids. The record is from RefSeq and is a predicted model, not a curated record. The transcript has 8 exons. Gene Ontology annotation, cellular component: endosome; HOPS complex; cytoplasm. Gene Ontology annotation, molecular function: actin binding. Gene Ontology annotation, biological process: intracellular protein transport; endosomal transport; vacuole fusion, non-autophagic.